Aureobasidium namibiae CBS 147.97 is the source of this 1008-nucleotide messenger RNA. RefSeq names its product Clavaminate synthase-like protein. The transcript is spliced from 5 exons. The record is from RefSeq and is a predicted model, not a curated record. The coding region runs from base 1 to 1008 and encodes 335 amino acids. NCBI's taxonomy places the organism in Eukaryota, Fungi, Ascomycota, Dothideomycetes, Dothideales, Saccotheciaceae. Gene Ontology annotation, molecular function: dioxygenase activity.
AUGGCAAAACCAUCAGCACAGAUUCCCGUCAUCGACAUAUCGCCAGCGAAUGCUCAUGCUGCGACACAGCUCCUCGAUGCAGCGGCCAAUAAUGGCUUCGUGUUUAUCGAGAACAACGCAGCUGCGGCCAUGCCUCCGACCGCCGUCGGAAACAUGUUUGACUUGAGUAAACAAUUCUUCCAAAGUCCGAUCGAGAACAAACAAGAAUGCCCCACGCAGAAUAAUAGAGGAUGGGUGUCUAUGCAGCAGGAAACGCUCGAUCCUGGUAACCAAAAGAGAGGCGAUUUCAAAGAAGCCUUCAACCUCGGUGAAUUCAGCGGCAGCACACCUAAUCAGCCCCUCCCCGAACCUCUUUCCACACACGUCGACACGGUGGCAGGUUUCUCCCAUUCCUGUCAUGCUCUGUGCAACAAACUACUCCAACUGUUCGCUGAAGCUCUGGAGAUACCUUCUGAUUGGUUUAGCUCGAGACAUGAUCAGAGUAAGGGUGCUUCGGGGAGUAUUAUGAGACUGCUGUAUUAUCCCUCUGUUCCGGAUAGUUUGGGGCAGGAUGAAGAUGAUAUACGUGCUGGUGCUCACAGUGACUACGGCACCCUAACCCUCCUCUUCCAACUGCCCGGCCAGCCAGGCUUGGAGAUAAAAACUCCUGCUGGAACAUGGGAAAGUGUGCCCGUGGAUCCUCACGGCACACUCUCCACUGAUCCAUCAAAGCCUUUGCCAAUCCUAGUAAACAUCGGCGAUUUACUCGCUUAUUGGACUAAUGGACUAUUAAAGUCUACAGUCCACAGAGUCAUUUUCCCCAAAGAUGCGAAAAGGGGAGGUGAAGAUAGGUAUUCGAUGGCGUAUUUCUGCCAUCCGCUGGACGAUGCAGAGCUCAUCCCCGUGCCGAGUAAGAGGGUAGAGCAAUACGAAGGUGGUGUUGAGGGCGUGAAGAAGGGUGGAAAGACAUUGACGGCAAAGGAUCACCUGCUGGAGCGUUUGGCAGCAACCUAUGGCACGAAAGCUUGA